GCUUGGCUGCUGAGCGUAUUGUUUCGCAGACUGUGGGCAGCUCGGCGUGUGGAUGCUGAGGGGCGGCGGGCGGCGGUGUGAAAAACGGCAGAGAUGAGGAGGAACAUGUCGCUGUGAGGACGGUUCUGUCAGCACAGAGGGAAAUCUUGUAUCGGUGUGUCUCACCAGCCACCUUCUAGCCUUCUUCCCACCACUGUCAAGGUAGCCAUGGCGACCAGCGCCGUGCCGAGCGACAACCUGCCAACCUACAAGCUGGUGGUGGUGGGGGACGGUGGCGUUGGGAAAAGCGCUCUAACUAUCCAAUUUUUCCAAAAGAUCUUUGUGCCAGACUACGACCCCACUAUAGAGGACUCGUAUCUUAAACACACUGAAAUAGAUGGACAGUGGGCGAUACUGGAUGUGCUGGACACCGCCGGGCAGGAGGAGUUUAGUGCGAUGAGGGAGCAGUACAUGAGGACAGGAGAUGGUUUCCUCAUAGUCUUCUCUGUCACGGACAAGGCCAGCUUCGAACACGUCGACCGAUUCCAUCAACUCAUACUACGCGUCAAAGACAGGGAGGCCUUCCCCAUGGUGCUGGUUGCUAACAAAGUUGACUUAGUUCAUCUAAGGAAGGUGACAACAGACCAAGGCCAAGAGAUGGCUGCCAAACAUAAUAUAACUUAUAUUGAAACCAGUGCCAAGGAUCCUCCAAUGAAUGUGGACAAAGCCUUUCAUGAACUGGUCCGAGUUAUAAGACAACAGGUCCCAGAGCGAAACCAGAAGAAGAAAAAGAAGAUGAAGUGGAGGGCAGAACGUUCCACUGGUUCCCACAGAUUCCACUGCUCCAUAUUAUGACCUCCCUUCUCCUCUGCAUCAUUCAUCGCAUACACACACAAACCGACAAAAAAAACAAAACAGCUUUGGAUGUCAGGGAACUCCCCAGCAGUGUUUAACUACUGGAGCAUAAAAGCCAGAAGGGGGUAGAUGUUUUACUGAACAGCUUCAUGGAUCCUGAGAGAUGAAGGCUGAACUUACGGGUGUCUGCUCAGUCCUUCGUGGUGCAUCGGGAAGACUGCUUUACUCUCCUCUUCUGUCAGAGGUUUUUUCCAGCCUCUCUCCUCUUUUUGUAAUGAACACUGAAGCAGAACAACAGCUGACUGUUGGACUGGUGAGCGUAACUAACUCCGACACAAGACUUCAAACCCUCUGGGAGAAAAAUACGGAGAUAUGAAACUUGUUUGAGCCCUUUAGAGGGAGCAAAGGAAAAGGGAAUAACUGGCACAAAGUGGUGCCUCUUGUUUUUUCAUUGAUGAAAUAUUAUCUCACUACAACAGCUUCGGGGGGAAAUAAAGCCACAGUUGUUUCCCAGUGGGCUUCUUUUAUUAGAGAGUGGGCAUCAGAAGCGAUGGUAUGACUGAAUGUGGAAGUGGUGAUGGUUAUUUUGGUGGCGUUGCAGUUAAUUUGGUGUAUUAAGCGUAUAACACGCAUCAUGAGGUCACGGAAAUAGAAAUGUGUCGUAUAGAAUGGCCAUGUCAGCUGUGGAGUAUGUCUUUUUAUGAUUAUAAUUAAAAAAAUAAUAAAUUAUUGUUAUGUAUUAAGAUCUAGUAAGAGCCAUGUUUACAGAUACUUCUACAGGAUUUUAUUUCCCCACUCAAACAAGAGCCACUUCAUUAUACCUAUUUAAAAAUGUGUGUUUGUUAAUCUCUUGUGUGUUUGUAAGUGGUGUGAUGAUCCUUGAUCAAUACUGUAUGAGCAUUAUGUUUUGUUUCCUCUCAUUCUUUUUUUUUUUUUUUUACUUUCGAACUGUACAAAUGACAGAUGUGAUUAUAAAAAUAUGUAACUAUAUGUGGCAAUGUUGACAAAUUCACUGCUGUUUCCCAGAAAAUAAAAUCUAUGAAUUUGUUAAUAAAAUAGAAUAGAUAAGAGAUAAAUGAGCAGACAAGGGGCUGGAGCUGCUGAUUUGCACUGGCCACAAACCAAAACAAUGUGAUGUCACUUUAUCUCAAUCCAGGGGCAUUUCCUGCCUCCUCCAUUGACUUCAGGACUACGACAUACGGUGAUCAGUGCUCAGUAAAGUAAGAGGAGGAAUCGGUCAGUGUCAGGAAUCCUGCUUGAAGGUUAGUGCAGUGUUGCGCUCUUCUGGCAUGAAGCCAUGUUGUCCUACAGUAGCCACAGACCAGAUCAGUGUCACGGUGAGGUGGAACGUGCAGAUUAAUCUAUGAAAAUGGCUCGUACUGUUAUUAGACUAAAGUUUUGGUGGGCGGCUUUCUCUUCAGGAUGCGCACCAACUCUUCAAGGAAUACGUUUUUGCACUUUGAAAACAAUCUCUGACUUUUUCCUGUUGGCAUGUUGUUUUCUUUUUUAAACCUGUAAGUGAGCUGAAAGGCACGGUUAAACAAGUAUGUGUAUAUCUGAAUGUAAAAUGAUAAAGUAAGCAAACCGCUGAUUGGAGUUUAGCCUUGUGUGCCUGCGUAUGCCUGUUGCCUUGGCCAUGAUUGUAAAACAGAUCAACUAAUUUGAGGUGAAAUCAUUGAAAUUGUAUGGGAAGCAAAAGUUGCAUUAUUACCCAGUUUUAAAUUAAGGUGCUUAUAUAUGAUGUUUGACUGAAUGACCGACGCCUGGAAGUGGAACCUCAGCAGAAGAAGAAACUCUGCUUUUAUCAGCAGCUUCUGCUAAAAGGGACAUUUUUCCAGAGAAAGACUCAUAAAAAAACAACUUGCUGACUUUUGAACAAACAGACGGGAUGGAAGGGGAGCAAACAUACUGAAUGUGUUCAUGAAACUAUUGCAUCAUGUGUGUUUGAUACCAUUUUUGUAUUAUUGAUAUGAUUAAUGGAAAGUGUUUUUAAGUAACUGAAUAAUUUAUUUCUGUCUGUUACCUCACUGUGUCCCAGACCUGGACAGAAAAAAAAAAAUCUAUUUUUUUCCUCUUGCCUUUGAGUAUCUGUUCUGUAAAUUGUGGACCAAGAUGGAAAUAAAAAACUGAUUUUGGUCCUGGGAUGAAAAUAAAUCUCUGCUUUAUUGGA
Molecule: messenger RNA, 3004 nt
Organism: Girardinichthys multiradiatus
Lineage: Eukaryota; Metazoa; Chordata; Actinopteri; Cyprinodontiformes; Goodeidae
Gene: mrasa
Product: muscle RAS oncogene homolog a
Exons: 6
Coding region: 208-834 (208 amino acids)
Biological process (GO): signal transduction
Cellular component (GO): plasma membrane
Molecular function (GO): GDP binding; GTPase activity; GTP binding
Source: RefSeq, a predicted model, not a curated record